UCCAGCUGCAACCCGCCCCAACCGGGAAUCGAACCAUGACCUCCUGGUUCAUAGGUCCACUCUCAACCACUGAUCUGCAUUUUAUCUGACGCCCCAGUGAUUCCCACGCAUAUUGGUCUGUUUGAGAACUCGGGCUCCACGUUCAGGUCCCGCCAGCCUCACAGGGCUGGCAGAGACCAUGGGGGUGGACGGGUCGCUGCGCCCCCUCGCGGCCACCGGAGCCAGUGGACGAACCCUGCAUACCCGGUCCAGGAGAGACGGGCGUGGGCAACGCCGGGAGCUCGGAGCUCGGAGUCUUACGUGGGAGGAGGAAGGUCGCCCGUGCCGGAUGUCCAGAAGUGGGAGCGCCUGGAACGCCCCCGCCUGGCCUACGGAGCACCGCACCCUGCGCCCGUCACCCCCGUGCACGCGCCCGCGACUCGGGUGCGCAGGCGCCUAGAGGCCGCGCAGCCGCCAUUGCUCCCCCGCCAGCGAAGCGGCCGGUUGGAAGCCUGCGGGAGCAGAAAGAAGCACCCACCCUGGAGCCAUGGUCCACGCUUUCCUCAUCCACACCUUGAGGGCCCCACAGGCAGAGGAGGGCCUUUGCCGAGUGCUCUACUCCUGUGUCUUCGGUGCCGAGAAUUCACCUGAUGACCCACGACCACACGGUGCUGAGAGGGACAGGCUCCUCUGCAAGGAGCAGAUUUUGGCUGUGGCCAGGCAGGUGGAGUCCAUGUGCCGGCUGCAGCAGCAGGCGUCCGGCAGGCCUCCCACGGAUCUGCAGCCUCAGCCCUCAGAUGAGCCGAUGCCCCUGCACGAGGCCCCACGGGGGGCCUUCCGCCUGGCGGCAGGGGACCCUUUCCGGGAGCCUCGGACAGUGGUGUGGCUGGGAGUGCUCUCCUUAGGCUUCGCCCUGGUGCUGGAUGCCCACGAGAACCUGCUGCUGGCAGAGAACACACUUCGGCUGCUGGCACGCCUCCUCCUCGACCACCUCCGGCUGCUGGCCCCUGGCACCAAUCUCCUGCUGCGGGCUGACCGAAUCGAGGGCAUCCUCACCCGCUUCCUGCCCCAUGGUCAGCUGCUCUUCCUCAAUGACCAGUUUGUCCAGAGUCUGGAGAAGGAAUUCAGUGCUGCCUGGCCCCGCUGACCCCUCACUGCGUGGGACUUUGCGAGAGGGCAUUGAAGAAGGACAAGGAUGUUCAGACACACAACCUGGUAAAACUUGGUAUCUACCUCCUACCCAGCCUGCUCCCAGCUCUGGUGUGCUGCCACACCCAGGACAAGUGGAUGGGACAAGCUGGCAGAAAAGGGGCAGGGCAGAAGGUAGAGGUGAAGAAUCACAGAACAGUCUGUGCCUGGAGGUGCCUCAUGACUUAUUCAGACUGGUACCAAGGGCAGCCCCUCUCGUCCUUGACUCCACUUUCUCCCAUUCCCAUCCUCCAGUCCUCUACAGUGCACCAGCUCCGAGUGCUAGGGUGGUGCUGGGGUGGUGAGGAUCAGCUUCCUGGAACUCGGCCCAUGUUCUUUUCCCAAACCCACAGUCAUCACAAUACAAAAGGAGUCUGCGACUCAGCUCCACCACAGUUCACAAAUAUGUCAGUCAUUCAGGGGGAUUCUCUAGGUCCUUUUGGGCUCAGUCUGUGCUUGCCAAGCAGCCUCAAGAUAAUCAUGUGCUUCCCUCAUCCGCAGGGAGAGAAGGUGCCAUCGGGUGGGUGUAAGAAAUCUGGCCUGGAUGAUGUUAUCUUUCUCAUUUUGAAUGAAAAGCACCAACUAUAUGAUUUUGUCACUGACCCCGUAGGACAGGGACCCAAGAUCGUGAUGGUUCUGCUUAGUGUUGCUCACGCCAAUAAAAUGAAACUGUUCUGUAAAGUAGAUCAGAGAAUUUAUUCUUUGGCCAAGGAAUUGAGAAGGAUGAGUUGUGCUUAACAGAUCCCUUCUCCCCAAUUCUGGAGAGUUAGAAAAGUAUUUUUUUAAAUUAUUUUUAUUUUUACCAUCACCAUUAAUCUCCUCUAUGCCCUCUUCCACCUCUGUUCCCUCCCUCCCCUAGGAAAGUCUUAAAGGCUUUCGUGGGGGAGUAGUUAGGCAGGUUCAGGGACAGAGAUUCCCAAGGAGGGGUGGAGGGUUCUGGGCUUGCCAAGGGAGCAUGCACAGUUCCCAAACAUGCUUGGAACAGGCCUAGCCAUACAUUUCAUGUAUCAUUUUAAUGUUAAGUCUCCAUCCCUGGGCAUGAAGGAAAGUUUGUCAAAGGUUACAUGGGAAGGGGUUUCAGAUGCCAUCUUGGAUUUUUCCGGUGCUUACCAGUGUUUUUUUUAAUCUUCACCCAAGGAUAUGCUUUUAUUGAUUGAUUGAGAGAGAGAGAGAGAGAGAGAGAGAAACAUCAAUGUGGUGUAUGGGACGACGCUCAAACCAACUGAGCCAUCUGGCCAAGGCACAAACCGGUUUCUUCGGUUUUUUGUGGUCCUUGGGUUCUUCAUCUGGUUCUAGGCUGCAGGCUUAGCUGUCUUCUCUUGAUGAGUUCAGUUUCCUUGUGUGAGAGGAUAUGUCGGGGAGAAUACAAGAAAGUUAAUGUAAGUUUAAAGAUUAAUAAUGUGGCACAACCCAGUGACAAUUUCACCCUCCAUUUCUGUGAAUUGAAUUAAUGCAUAUCCGUUCCUCUGAGUGUGGCCCUGAGCUGGGUGUCUGAGCCUUCAUGGUUAAGGAUGCCCCCAAGAGGCCUCUCGGGAGGUCUCUACCUCUUGUCUGCCUCAACACCUCUGUCUCCUUAUGUGCCUCCUUUGAGGGUAGCUAUUGAUUGAGGAUUAA
Myotis brandtii (Brandt's bat) is the source of this 2781-nucleotide messenger RNA. RefSeq names its product adaptor-related protein complex 5, sigma 1 subunit (gene AP5S1). The coding region runs from base 527 to 1126 and encodes 199 amino acids. Lineage: Eukaryota; Metazoa; Chordata; Mammalia; Chiroptera; Vespertilionidae. Gene Ontology annotation, biological process: endosomal transport; double-strand break repair via homologous recombination. Gene Ontology annotation, cellular component: lysosome; cytosol; AP-type membrane coat adaptor complex. The record is from RefSeq and is a predicted model, not a curated record. The transcript has 3 exons.